GGAAAACAGAGCUAGAAGCGGAGGGAUUUGCAGCCGGUGUUAUAUCGAAAAAUGCUACCUAUCGAAAUGUGCUUCCAAGCCGCUCUGCGCAUGUCUGCCAAAACAUCAAACUGUACUUCCGUGUUUGAAAGCUAACGUCAGAUCCACAAACAGCACAGCCUGAGUGUUGGUGUGUAAUAACUGAGGUAAUGGGGUUUAAAGACGUGUUGUUUUAUUAAUAACUGAACAGAGACUUUCACCAGGAACUCUUCAGGAAGGAGGAACUGUUGAAUCUCGAACAGAGGGAGGCUUUCAUCAGAAGCAAUGAGCAGCGGCUCAGCAUCCGAGCAGCUGGAGGAGGUGAGGAGGAGAGCAGAGUCCAUCCUCGCCUCUUCAGGUUCGGCUCAGGAUGUGAAGGCUGAGGUCCAGACGAUGGCCAGCACUCCGCUGCCUCUUCCAGAGAAGUACCGUCAGUUAGGGGUCGAGACCAUGCUGAGGGAGAACACAGCGGGACGCAACAAACAGGAGGUUCUGGACUCUCUAAGGAGACUAGUCAAGGCCUUGAGUGUCCUGGAGAAGUACGGCUGUAACCUCACAAAUCCUGCAAGGCCCAAGUACUGGAGGAACGUGAAGCACAACAACCCCACCUUCAAAAGGACGGUGGAUUCAAUUGAGGGCGGGCGUAGAGUUCUGUUUUUGUUCGGCUACACUAACCAGCAGAUUGACGGCCUCAGUUUCCCAGAGGAAGUCACUGAACCAGACGCUGAAAAAGUUGCAGCACUGACACUGGAGGUCAUGACCUUUCGUGCCGAGGUGGACAUGGUCUUACAGGGCACCCAUCCUCAGCCAGAGUUCUUCAAAGAUAUCAUCCCAUCCGUCAUCCAGCAGGACACACUGGUGAGUGACGCUGUGCCCAUCCUGCCCGUAGAGGAACAUCAGAAGAAAGACAUCCCUCAGGCUCUGUCCCCCUCACCCACUCAGCUCCAAGGAGGACAACAACUUCUGACUCCAACGACAGACGACCCUCCUGCAGUGGGGGAUUGUAAUUUGUGCGGUGGACCUUCAUCUCUAGUUUGCCCGUCUUGUGAGAAAAAGCCUUUCUGUGAUGCAUGCGAUGACUUUUUUCACCGCCACCCUGCGAGAGCCAAUCACAAGAGGGACAAAAUACAGAACACGAAACAAGAGACCUGCAGCAUCUGUGGGAUUUCUCCUGUUCACGCUCAGUGCUUCACCUGUGCUCAGAGCUUGUGUCUGAACUGUGACAAGCUUUUCCACUCUCACCCCGACCGCAAAGGGCACAGCAGGAACGUCAUCACGCCGGCCAAAACAUCCAGUCCGUCUCUGUCCCCGUGGGAGUGCGCUCACUGCACCACGGUUAACGAGAUGCGAGCCGUCCUCUGCACGACCUGCGAACGGCCUCGACUCGCCACGGCCGCCUCCAACGUUCAGGAGAGCCUCGUGUCAGUUUCUCCCAACACAGAGUGGCAGUGUAAGAGCUGCACAGUCAUGAAUCAAGGCAGCAGCAUCCUCUGUGAGGUGUGUGAGCGCCCUCGUCUGGCCACCCGCCCACCUGCACCAUCGAUGCUGUCCAGUCCAGGGUCUCUGUCUGAGUCUGGAACAAAGCAGUGGAUGUGUCAGUUCUGCACCUUUGAGAACACAAAGCCCGCUCUGGUGUGUGUGAUGUGUAACCAGCCGUGUAAAGACCCCGCUGGAGUGUCUCUGCCUCAGUCCCUGCAGCAGACUCCGACGUCCGCCGCCAAAGAUCAACCCCAGCCGGGGGUCAAACCCAAACCAAAGCCCAGAGUCGGCAUGGAGAUGAAGAGACAGAUGAUGAUGAGAGACGACGGCCUGAGUCUCAUCAACCAGAUCAGAGAAGCAGAAAAACGCGGCGUCAGUCCCGAGGAGGUGUACGCCGCCAUCUGCAUGUCCGGCGGCAGCAACCCCUGUGAUUGGCUGACUUCAGAGCUGCCUCACCUGCUGGAUGAAAUCUGCGCCAUGGCGGCCUCCGUCCAGCUAAACUACAAAGCAGGGGAUUCUGGGACACAACUUGAGGUGGUGAGAGACGGACAGGAGGCCGAGCGGAGCGGUCCGAACGACACAGGCGGAGGCGUGAAGCUGUCUCGAGCAGAGGCCAAGCUGGCGUGGUUAGCCGCGGGAGGAGACACGCAGAGAGCCGUGAGACAGCUGCUCAGAGACAGACAGUUCAAGAUGAGGGAGCUGCACUCUCUGGGCUUCAGAGAUGUGUUGCGCUGCGAGGAGGCCCUGCGUCAGAGCGGCGGAGAGAUGAGAGGGGCCCUGUCUCUGUUGCAGCGCCCCCUCCUGGAGCAGUUCCACCAGCGUAUCUGGGGGGAACAGCCCGAGCCGCCGAUUGAUCCCAAACACCCGGACAAACAGAGGAUGUGCAGACGUCUGCUGGCGUUAUACGAGCUGCCCAGCUGGGGGCGCUGUGAGCUCGUCCUCUCGCUGCUUCAGGAGCCAGACGUCACGUACUCUCUGGAGGACGUGGUGCACGCUGUGAAAGAGUCCCCGGACAAAGAUUUCAUCCGGCGUCUCCUCAACAACGAGUGUCCCUGCUGUCUGUGCAUCUUCCCCCGCAGCAAGAUGCAGUCUCUGACCUCCUGUCAGUGCUCCGUGUGUCACGAGUGCUUCAGGCAGCACUUCACCAUCGCUGUGAGAGACAAACACAUCAGAGACAUGGUGUGUCCCGUCUGCAGCGGGCCGGACAUCAACGACCCCGAGCUGAUGGACAGCUACUUCUCCACGCUGGACAUACAGCUGCGGGUGUGCUUGGAGUCUGACGUGUACGACCUGUUUCAUAAAAAGCUGACGGAGCAGGCUCUGAUGAAAGACCCAAAGUUCCUGUGGUGUUAUCACUGCACCUAUGGUUUCAUCAAUGAAGGAGACCAGCUGAAGGUCACCUGUCUGUCCUGCCAGAAGAGUUUCUGCGCUCAGUGUAAGAAACCUUGGGAGCCUCAGCACCAGGAUCUGUCCUGUGAGCAGUUCCAGCAGUGGAAGAGGGAGAACGACCCCGAGUAUCAGAGGCAGGGCCUGGCCGGAUACCUCCGAGACAACGGCAUCACCUGUCCUUCCUGCAGGUUCGUGUACGCUCUAACUAAAGGCGGCUGCAUGCACUUCAGCUGCUCCCAGUGCAGGUACCAGUUCUGCAGCGGCUGCAACAACCCCUACCACAAGACUGUGUGUAAGACGCCUCAGUGUAACUUCCCCGGGCUUCACGCUCAUCACCCCAGAGACUGUCUCUUCUACCUCAGAGACUGGGAGCCGCCCAGACUGCAGCACCUGCUGCAGAAGUGCGGCGUGGAGUUCAACACGGAUCCAUCUGACGGAGCUCAAACUGACGCCUGCUGUGUGAUGGAGCAGAAGGAUGAAGCGGGUCAGCAGAUCGAUUCACCCUGUGGGGCCCAGACUCAGCCGGGACAAGCCGGACUCUGCGAGAAGCACUACAGGGAGUACCUGGUGAGUCUGAUCAACGCUCACUCUCUGGACCCGGCUCUGCUCUACGACCUCCAGGAGCUGACCCGGGCGUGUGACCGACACCAGGUGGACAAGCAGAAAGGAGAAGCCGAGGAUGACAACGCCUACCACGCUAGACUGCUCAAGAAAGUGAUGGAGGUCCCUCUCGGUGAAAAAGUUCCUCGGAACAAAUGAAGGAGCCUUCAGAAGUCCGGCUCAGAUGUAAUGAAUGUUUGAAGGAUGAAGUCCUGUCUCUGCUCGCUGUGUGACGAAAACAAACCAAGAGUUUGACUUUCAUCUCAUUUUAACUAAAGGAACUUAUAUUUCUCUACGAAGACCGUGUACACAAAUAUAUCAAAUAUUUUUUUGCACUUGAAAGCAGAAAUGUAAAUCAGAAGAAUCUUUAAGUAGCUUUAAUAGAGGGGAAUAUAAAUAUGAUUACAUAUUAAUCAGGUUUGUUUAUUGGGGUUAAAGUGCUCUCUCAGAUUGUACGGCUCAGCUGACGUCUGGACUUAAUGUAUGAAUCAAUCUCAAUAAAAACUCUGAUUCAUUGGAA
Notolabrus celidotus (New Zealand spotty) is the source of this 4006-nucleotide messenger RNA. RefSeq names its product E3 ubiquitin-protein ligase RNF31-like. NCBI's taxonomy places the organism in Eukaryota, Metazoa, Chordata, Actinopteri, Labriformes, Labridae. The transcript is spliced from 24 exons. Gene Ontology annotation, molecular function: K63-linked polyubiquitin modification-dependent protein binding; ubiquitin protein ligase activity; zinc ion binding. Gene Ontology annotation, cellular component: LUBAC complex. The record is from RefSeq and is a predicted model, not a curated record. The coding region runs from base 304 to 3645 and encodes 1113 amino acids. Gene Ontology annotation, biological process: protein linear polyubiquitination.